Messenger RNA from Saccharomyces mikatae IFO 1815, 1194 nucleotides. It is a transcript of the gene ZNF1, whose product is annotated as DNA-binding domain containing protein. Lineage: Eukaryota; Fungi; Ascomycota; Saccharomycetes; Saccharomycetales; Saccharomycetaceae. The transcript has a single exon. The record is from RefSeq and is a predicted model, not a curated record. The coding region runs from base 1 to 1194 and encodes 397 amino acids.
AUGAUGAAGGUCCCAAAGACACUCAUCGAUCAAUGUCUGCGGCUGUAUAACGAUAAACUGUAUGUGAUCUGGCCUUUACUUUGCUAUGAUGAUCUUCACAAGCUUUUAGAGGAGAGAUACGAUGAAAACUGUGUGUACUGGUUUUUGGUUUCUCUUUCAGCGGCCACUCUUAGCGAUUUACAGACUGAAAUUGAAUCCGAAGAGGGGGUUACAUUUACAGGGAAGCAGCUGUCGAGUUCGUGCAUGUCGUCACGCCACGAAUUUGACGAUUUCAAUGGCAGUGACAUAUUCAAGAUUAUGACAUAUUACUGCUUGAACCGGUGUUACGCACAGAUGUCUAAUUCAAGAACUUCAUACCGACUUUCUUGUGAAGCUGUAGGGCUCAUCAAGCUGGCUGGAUACCAUCGCGAGGAAACUUUAGAACGUCUCCCUUUCAAUGAGCAGCAACUUGGAAGAAAGGUUUACUAUUUACUUCUCUUGACGGAGAGAUACUUUUCUGUAUAUACACAUUGUGCUACAAGUCUGGAUACCACGAUAGCUCCACCACAGCCGGAGAUUGUAACCGAUCCCCGGCUUUCUCUGGAUAGCUUCCUGGAAAUGAUUAGGGUGUUCACUGUACCAGGAAAAUGCUUCUUUGAUGCUUUAGCUACCGAUUGCGCUAAUGUAACUUGUACUGAAGAAUCUUUAAAAAAAAUAUGGAAGGAACUUCAUACGGUGCCGCUCGAGAUAGAGCCCUGGUCCUACGGUUAUGUAGACAUAUCAUUUUCGCGGCACUGGAUUAGAACACUUGCUUGGAAGCUGGUUCUUCAAAUAAGUGGUAUGCGAAUUAGUUUCCUUUCGAACAACAAAAACGCGCAUAUUCCCGUAGAGGUCGCUAGAGACAUGUUGGAAGACACAUUUUUGAUCCCGAACAAUCUCUAUGCGGUACACGGUCCUGGAAUAUCAGUGAAGGCACUAGAAAUAGCGGACGCAUUAGUGGACGUCGUGAACCAGUAUGAUCCGAAAAUCGAGUCAGAGGCGUGGAGUUUUCUGUUCGAUAUAUCUAAGUUUGUUUUUUCUCUUAAGCAUUGUGAUAGCACAUUGGUUGAUAAGUUUAAAAAAAAGUGCCAGUGUGCACUUAUCACGCUUCCUAUCUCUAAGCCAUUAGAAACUACAGAUAGAACUAAAGAAGAAGCCGAUAAGAUUGUUAACUAA